GGCUGGGGGGGGGGCGCCAUGGCCGUGCUGGCGCGCGCGGCCCUGCUCGCGGCCGCGUGCCUCUGCGCCGCCUCGGGCCUCAGCCUGUGGUCCGACGACGGCGAGCACGGCGCCGAGGGCGCCGAGGUGGAGCUCAGAGUGGACGCGGCCAGCUGCGCGGCCCAGCUCGAGGCGGACAGCAGCUUCAUGGAGCACGUCGUCAAGGAGGUUGGGAUGGGGAACUACUCUGGCGAGGCCAGCGCCGCUUGGCACGCGUACCAGGACAAAUUGGCCCAUCAGUUGCUUAGCGAGCACCCAGAUGGCCAGCGCAAGAAGCCUUACAAGAUUCUCGUCGUCUCUGCGGUCCACGACACAGACUCGAUGGUCGAGAUCUUCGAGGUUAACAUGAACCGGCUGCUCGCCAACAAGCAGGGGGACAAGUUUGAGUUUGCCAUCUUCCACAUCGACAGCAAGGCCACGGAGUGGAAGAAACGCAAGUGGUACAGGAGAAGAAGGGGACCGGUGGUCAUGAAGAAGCACGGUGCGGGAUGCAAGCCCCAGUUUUGGGCGCAGAUCACCCCGAUGAUGGUGGCUACGGGCAAGUACGACUACGUCUGGCUGUUGGACGAGGACAUCCGCCUCGAUUUCCUGAACUGGGACUUCUACCGGACGGUGCUCUCCACGGUGGACCCGCUUGUCUCCCAGCCGGUGAUCGUCCCGAAGCAGCCGGGCAAGCGGUCCACCGGGGUCACGAAGCUGCAGAUGAAGGUGCCCGAGGGCAACAACUUCAUGAUCGCGUACGAGACCCAGCGCAGCGAGGUACAGGCACCCAUCAUCUCGAGCAAGAUCUGGGACGCGGUGCACGAGCGCAACAUUAGAGAACGACCGCCGGAACGACUGGUACAUCGACGACUUCUGGGACGUCAUCGCGUUCCUCGGCGAGGACCAGUGCCAGAAGACCGGGGUGCUUGCUGUGAACGGCGCCCCCGUGCGGCACAUGGAUUGCCACAACCUCUUCAAGGGCACCAAGUGCGUCGAGGCUUGCGGCGAGGACGACGCCAACUGCCGGGCGGUCAGCAGCACGGAGGAGUCGCUGGUGCGAGAGGCGCUGAAGGACGCGGGCUGCGACGUGCCCAGAGAUUGGGCAAGGAUCUGCGGCGACAAGGACAUCCACGCGUGCCACACGGCGCUCUGGGAGAGGAGCCGCAGGAAGACCUGGCUCGCCCCGCUGUAGGCGCGGGGCCAGGGCGGCAGCCUUCCCCGCUGCGGCGUGCCUCCUCCUCGCCCUCUCCUCUCUGCCGCUCCUCCGCCCGUGCUCUCGGCACCGCUCGGGCGUGUGCACUCUUCGCGGCGAGUUUGUCAAAGCUGCUCUUUCGGACCUCCUUUCCGAGUCUCUGGCCUCCCCCCGUGCCAGUUUGUCUCGCCCCCAAAUCGAUGUUUCACGGCCCCGGGGCCCGAAACGGGCCCCCAGAGGUCGACGUCGAGGGGAAGCUUCCCCCCUUAGGGUUAUGCCAAAUUCACCCUCCCGCUGUGGUUUGUUCGCGACUCGACGGGGUCCGGAUGUCCUCCUCCUUUUCUGGCCGCUGGCACUUGGCUGCCUGGCAGGCAUCGCCCGCCGGGCCGCUGGCCAGUCCAGCACCGCCCGCCAGCUCUAGCGCCGGCGCGCGUGCGGCUGGACGUGCACCUGCCGCGGACAAUACCAUCAGCGGCCGAUCAACGGCCCAAAAGAGUCAUUGCCGCCCUCGGGGGCGCCUGUUCCAGGCUGGCUGACGAGGUUGCGCCCCUGAUUGCGCCGGCACGCGUCUCUCACGUGGGGUCUCAUUUUCAAGCCGCCUUGGGACAGACGUCCCAGAUGGCGGAUCAGUUUGUCUCUCAUACCAUCAUCUUACAGGCGGCCCCCCUGAGAUUGCACGGGUCGCGGCCUCGCAAGCGCGCGCACGUUUCAAG
This is a messenger RNA of Prorocentrum cordatum, 1926 nucleotides long. The record is from the annotation of a GenBank genome assembly. NCBI's taxonomy places the organism in Eukaryota, Dinophyceae, Prorocentrales, Prorocentraceae.